Messenger RNA from Homalodisca vitripennis (glassy-winged sharpshooter), 1105 nucleotides. RefSeq lists its product as uncharacterized. The coding region runs from base 170 to 526 and encodes 118 amino acids. NCBI's taxonomy places the organism in Eukaryota, Metazoa, Arthropoda, Insecta, Hemiptera, Cicadellidae. The transcript is spliced from 2 exons. The record is from RefSeq and is a predicted model, not a curated record.
UCAACCUUAUCAACCUAAUUAUUGUUGAUGUAUGUCCCACAGAACUCUGAUCGGAGAUGUGCAGGAUGAGUGUGUGAGUGAUGGUGACAACCAGUUGGCUUCACCUUCAGAUGAGGAGCCUAAUCCCUUGCCAGCGCCAGUAAGUUGUCAACCUAAUUAUUGUUGAUUUAUGUCCCACAGAACUCUGAUCGGAGAUGUGCAGGAUGAGUGUGUGAGUGAUGGUGACAACCAGUUGGCUUCACCUUCAGAUGAGGAGCCUAAUCCCUUGCCAGCACCAGAGGUGGUCACACCCUCGACCCCUGAUGGCAAUGUAAGCUCAGAGAGUAGUCUAGUUUGUAGUCUGGCCCACUCGCAACUGAUCUCCUGUUGUACUUUGACUGAUGAGUUCUCAGCAUUUGGACAUUAUGUGGCCGCAGAGCUCCGUAAAAUAACUGACCCGAUAACCCUGGCAGUGGCCAAGCACAAGAUCAGUGACAUUAUAUUUCAAGUGUCUGUCGGCCGUCCUGGCAUGAUUCCUCCCCCCUAAUGGCAUGCUGCUGCAUUGCUUGACGUGAAGUGAAGUGUUGUGCUGUCAACUAUAAUUUUUCUAGCUCAGUUGAAGCAUAAUCUGAGCAACCAAAAAAUUCAAGUUACCCCUCUCUCUAACUGUACGCAUUCGCUAGUCUCUUAACAAUAGGAAACUCUUAAAAUAUUGGAUAGUUGAAGUAAAAAACAUAUUUUAAUAAAAAAUUAGUAAUGCAAUUUUUUUGUUUUGUGACUCAAUUAAAAAAAUAAUAACUGAAAUAACAUGUUACCAAUAUGAUGAUAUAUUGUUACUUUAUUGUUAGCUCUGUAGUUUUCUUUGGGAUAUUUUAUAAAUACAGUAAUUUGAAAACAAUAAAAAUUAAGAGUUACAUUAUUUUGUAGGUAUUAAUUAACUUAGUGUAUACAAAUUACUUUUUUCUUAUGGUUAGGUUGCUUUUUUAGUCACAAAAGACUUUAAUAGGUUAUUUAGAAACAUAUCAGUAUUUUUUCCGCUUUGUCUUUAACGCAAUAAGCCUUCUUAAAUAACAUAUUUUUGUACUUAACUUUAUGGUAAUUAAAUGUAUUACUUUAUUAAUAUCUU